Scutellospora calospora is the source of this 1203-nucleotide messenger RNA. Lineage: Eukaryota; Fungi; Glomeromycota; Glomeromycetes; Diversisporales; Gigasporaceae. The record is from the annotation of a GenBank genome assembly.
AUGUCCCUCCCUAACAAGCCCCGCGGUACCCAGGAUAUUUAUCCGUUCCGUUCUCUCUUAUAUCAAAAAAUCCAACAAAUUAUUACGGGAAUACUUCACAAAAAUAACUAUCAACCGAUAAUCUUUCCUACUUUUGAAGCGGAAGAAUUAUUUACUAGUUCCUUGGGUUCCACCACUGACAUUAUUCAUAAGGAAAUGUAUACUUUUUUAGAUAAAAAAGGUCGAGAAUUGGCCUUGCGACCCGAAGGAACGGCUAGCACAGUGCGUUUGGUCUGUCAAAAUAAGUUAAUUAAAGAGGGUUAUCCUUUGAAAUUAUAUUAUUGGGCUAAUAUGUUCCGUUACGAACGACCCCAAAAAGGGAGGUAUCGUGAGUUUUGGCAGUUGGGGGUGGAAUUAGUUAACGUCCGAGGUGUUAUUUCCGAUUAUCAAAUAUUAAAGUUGGUUACUGAUAUUUUAGGUGGUUUGGGGAUUGAAGAUUUUGUUUUCAAAUUAAAUUAUUUAGGAGAUAAGGAAACAAAAGAAAAAUACAAAAGUGAAUUAAAAAAGUUUGUUGAGAAAAACCGACUUGAUUUGUGUGAGGACUGUCAAAGGAGAUACCAGACUAACCCUUUACGAAUACUUGAUUGCUUGCUGUGUAAAAAUAAAUCUUCCUUUCCUUCCUAUAAAGACGCUUGGGACGAGAAAGAUAAGGAAUAUGUAAAAGAAGUUAACCAACUUUUAGAUAAGUUUAAUUUUCCUUAUCAGUAUGAUUACUAUUUAGUACGCGGAUUAGAUUAUUAUGACGGAGUAGUUUUUGAAGUCGAUUUGGGAACUGAAAUGCGAAAGUGUUUGACGGAGCAAAUACCAAGCAUUACCGAAGGACAAAAAGCAAUUUUGGGUGGGGGCAGAUAUGAUAAACUUUACCAAGAAAUAGGGGGCAUAGAUGCACCUGCCCUUGGAUUUGCUAUUGGGAUUGAGCGCUUAGCGGAUUAUUUGGAGAAGAAAAAUUUGUUGAAAGUUGACAAUAAGGAAGAAUUAGCAAAAUUUUCUUUGGUAAUAGACUAUAAUUUGGAAAUUAGAAAAAUAAAAACUCUUCCUAAAAUUAUUGAUUACUAUCAACCAAGAAUAUUAAUUAUGUUAGGAGAGAAAGAAUUAAAAGAUAAAAAAAUACUGAUAAAAGAUUGUCAAAAAGGACAAAAUUUUUUGGUGGAAAAAGAAAAAUUG